UUCCAUCUCCCCCCAAGGCCGUCUCGAAAUCCCCCCCUUUCAGGAGAAAGCUGCCGGUUCCAUCUACCUCACAACCCCUUUUACCUGCCACAUUAACCUCCUGCCUCGCAAACUUUAAUCCAAAAGGACACAAUGGCUACUCGCAAACGGACCCGCGGAGAGGAUAGCGAGGAACUCGUAGCUCUACCCAGCGAUGAAAGCGAAGAGGAAGAGGAAUAUGAAGAAUCCGAUUUCGAAGAAGAGGAUGCGGAAGGAGAAUCAGGCUCUGAGGAAGAAUCCGAAGCUUCUGAGAACGAGGCUGAAGGAGAAGAACCCGCACAUAAGAAACGCAGGGUAGCGCCAGAACCCGACGCUGAGCACGCAGACGCAAAAACGGCAGAAGUCAAGAACGGUCUGGGGGCUGAAGGCGAAGCUGAUGGCGCAGACGAGGAAGAUGAUGAAGAGGAAGAGGCGGAAGAGGAAGCGGAACAGAAGGAGAACGGCGGACCAGCGCUUGUUACGAAGUCUGCACCGGCGGCAUCCGAGGACCACGCGCCAGCUGAGAAGACUGCUGCUACCAAUGGCGCACCUCCUUCUGCUGUGGAGGCAGGAGGUGACUAGUGGCGGUAAUGGUGAAUAAAGAUAUGGUAGCUGUGGGGUUGCAAUAGAUAAGAGGUUCGUGGAUGUAAAAAAAAAAAAAAAAAAAAAAAAAAAAAAUCUCGGAAAUAUUUGUGGUUUGGUUUUCAGUUUGUCUUUUUGUCUUUGUCCUUGUACUUCUUUUCUGUUGCGACAGGGGGAGGUUAUGGGGAAGGGGUUUCGCGCGCGGGGAACUUUUUCUACCGGGGGGCCAGGAAGGGAAAUGUUUUUUGUUAAUGAUAACGAAGUAAUUAAUAGUGGGGUUUUCAGUGUUUUAUUAUCUUUUUUUUUUUUUUUUUUU
Molecule: messenger RNA, 916 nt
Organism: Histoplasma capsulatum G186AR
Lineage: Eukaryota; Fungi; Ascomycota; Eurotiomycetes; Onygenales; Ajellomycetaceae
Exons: 3
Coding region: 133-600 (155 amino acids)
Source: RefSeq, a predicted model, not a curated record